UUUGACUGGCCUUUGACGAGGCAAUUUUUGCGAACCGAUCGAUUGCUCCCCGCAAGCUCUCAGGAGGCGCCAGGAUACCGGGACUGACCCUUGGCUGCGGCCAUUUUCCGGCCGGCUUUGCAAGAGCUUCGUACUCGGCUCUACACCACGCUGACCAUGAUACCGUGAACCCAUCCGGAGUUCUUUUUUUUGUCUGGCGAGGUUGCGAACGAUCCCAGCAAUCAGACAGGAUCUAUUCCCGUCUGAACUGAGUCAGGCAUCGGUCACUUCCUGGUUGAGAUCCAAGCGCUCAUUUUCAACCUACCAACAGCUGAGCGCCGGACAUCGGGACCCCCCCCCCCCCCCCCGAAAUAGAACCUCUUUCCUUUAUUCCGCCAUUCACCCCGUCUCGACUUGCUCACUGCUGGUAUCGGAGAAUUCUAGGUGCAAACACCUAGCGUAACCUUGGGUCCUUCUAGGCGCGUCCGGCCACUGCGCGGUGCCACUUUGGCUGUGCAACCAAGCUAUUGGCUGUGAUUGCCGAUGGGGUGAUUAGUGGGAGCAUGGCUUCGGUUCUCGCUUCUCAACCGAGUGAAAUUACAGCCUCGGGACCAUCUUCUCGAUCUGCCCAAGCCAUGCAGCAGCCGGCGGGGCCUCAGUCCCCCGAUGAUACCAAGCAUGAACCUGAGCACGAGCGGGGUCGUCGCCCGCGUAGCGCAUCCGACGACAAGGACGUAGAAGGGCUUGAUCUGGACGAUGCCGAUGAUAAAGACGGCGGUGACGAGGGGCAACACUCCUCGAACUCGGACGGCCCGGCGCGCAAGCGGAGGCGGAGCCGCAAGGGGUUGGACAAGAAGUUCGAGUGCCCCGAGAAAGGUUGCGGGAAGAGCUACUCUAGGGCGGAGCAUCUGCCCUCGUUCCCGACGACAGGUUCUGCCUCCCCGGAAGUCAACCGGCCGGGGACCGCUUACACCAAGCCCCGCUCUCUGUCUCUCCAGUACCAGUCGCCUAAGGACGCUAUGGGAAGUCCGUAUACACCAAUGCCCAACACGCCUUCGGCCACCUACGCAAACGGGACCUCGAACGGCGUCGACUAUAUGCACCACGACCCGGCGUAUUCGCAUAUGACUCAGCGACCGACACACCAUUCACCGCAGGAUCAACGACGGCCGUCGAUUCAGACUAACGUUGGCCCAUAUGGGGUGCUGUCGCCCAUCUCCACGCAGCCGGGAUAUCACAACCAGUCGCGUGACACCCCUCAGUCCGCCAACGCGAUGCCCUACGUUCCACCUCAGAACUUCCCCCCUUUCAGUCUUCCGCCAUCGGAUUUCGCGACAUCCUCGGCCGGGGCGGUAGCGCGGGACGACCACCAAGCAUAUGCGCCGUCAACAUCUGGCGAAUACACAGACCAACAGCCCCAGUCGACAGGGGAGAUGAUGCUCCUCGACCAGAUGGGCAUGCAACAGACCAUGCCCGUCUUUGGGAGUGAUAGCAUCCUCAACAAGUCGCCUUAUGUCGCAAUUCCCGAGGACUUCGUGGCAUAUCUCUUCAACACGCACGGCGAGAGUUCCCCCGUAACCGGGGUGCCGAUGCAGGGAUACAACUACGGGGAGUUCUCGAACCAGUACAACGUGCCUUACUACAACGACCCGAACCAGCUGGGAUACUUCCCUGCCGCCGCCGGGCCGCAGCAGGUCAUGUCUGUGACCAACCUUCUGGACCAGAACCUGCCCGAAUCCGUCAUAUCGGAAGAAAAGGCAACCGAGAUUUAUGAGUUUAUCAAGGAGAGAUUCCACGAGAACGACCAUGCGCCGGUCGAGAGGCAGCGCGAAGCGAUUCUCGAGGGCGACCGCCACGACGACUCCCACAUGCUGAGCCGCAAGAUGAUGCAGGCUUACAUUGGAUCAUAUUGGCUGCACUUCAGUGAUCAGGUGCCCAUUCUCCACAAGCCCACCUUUUCGCCAGACAAGACGCCGAACUUGCUGCUCAUCGCCAUGAUGACCAUUGGAGCGGCUUGCCUGGACAAGGCCCACGGCCAGAAAGUUACGAAGGCGGGCGCCCAGCUCUCCAACUUCUUGGCGUGGCAUCUCCGGUGGGAGAUGUUCCAAGACCCGAACUGCAGACCCCCCGCGAAGUUGUGGGUGUUCCAGACGCUAUUGCUGCUCGAAUUGUACGAGAAGAUGUACUCGACAAGAGAAUUGCACGAGCGGGCGCACAUCCACCACGCGACCACGAUUACCCUUAUGCGCCGCGGAAGGGCACUUAUCGGCAAGUCGGCCAUGGACUCGCCGCCAAACGCCCGGGACGACAAGACCAACGGGUCGCGGCAAUCCUCCGCCUCUGGCGUCGCGCAUACCCCCGAGGAGUGGUGGCAACAAUGGGUCAUGAACGAGUCGACUCGGCGGGCGGCAUUUGCGGCGUUUGUUAUCGACUCGAUCCACGCAACCAUGUUUGGUCACUCGACGGUUAUGGUUGCCCACGAGAUGCGCCUCCCCUUACCAUGCGACGACAAGAUGUGGAAAGCCACCAGCGGUCCCGAGGUGGCAAGGAUCGACGCCAACCUCAUGUCGGUGGGCCACAAGGCCAUAUCGUUCCUCGAGGGGCUCAAGAGGACACUGAGCGGCCAGGAGGUGCAGACAAACGCGUUUGGGCGCACCAUCCUCAUGGCCGGCCUGCUGAGCGUGAGCUGGCACAUGAACCAGCGAGAUCUCCAGGUCAACUCGCUGGGCGGCGGCGUCUCGCAGGCCCUCGGCGGGCGCGACAAGUGGCGGGGAACGCUGACGAGGGCGUUCGACUCGUGGAAGAGCGACUUUGACAAGACGCUGCUCCGACGGGGCGACGUCUCGGCGGACCCUUACAACUACGACCCCUCGGACCGUAACGAGGCCAACGUGGUAUUCGAGAGCCGUAUGGUGCUGCACCACCUGGCGCACAUGGCAAUGCACGUCGACAUUGUCGAUUGCCAAAUCUUUGCGCGGGCAAAGCGGCUCCUUGGCCGGGCAAUCGGGCCCCAGGAUCUAAACAGCGCUCAGCGGCGGAUGAAAGACAUCUGGGCUCCUUCGGCCAAGGCUCGCGACGCAACGUACUACGCCCUUAAGUUCCUGCAGUCGGUCUUGCUCCCAGACACGGUGAGCACGCCAGGGUCAAACGGCAGCUAUGGUCGGCACGACGAACUGUACUCGGCUAGGGAUGACGUGCUGCUCAACCGCCCGUGGGUGCUGUACUUUGCGGCGCUUGUGGUGUGGUGCUACGGGUACGCGCUGGAAGGCGCCAGCCCGAACCAGCCGAUUCCGGCGACGCAGCAGGACAAGGUUCGGAUGAUGCGCGAGUACCUUCUCAAAUACGGUAGCGUGUCAUCGCCCGAGGAGCUCAAGUCGAUGAAGGGCAUCAGCCACAAUACGCCCGUUCUCAUGGUUCUCAAGGACACGUUUGGGGAUUCGAGAUGGGAGCUUCUGCACGAAGGCGCCACGCUGAUGAAUAACUGCAUCCUUCUUAAUGCAGGACAGAACGUUCCCUAAGAGUGUGAUAUGUGUCGGGAGAUUUAUGCAAAGGCGCGGAGGAGCAGCCAUGUCAAGCAACGUUUUCUUGAUUGAGCGGGUUCCGAGUACGCAGGAUGAGCAUAUGAUGGAAAUGCUGGGAGGGUUUUCCUGACAAAAAGAUUUUGUACUCUUGAAGAAGAAAGAGGCAUGAGGGAGCGGGAGCAAACAUUCUGGUGGUGGCGGCAUUUUCCUUUUUUCAAGCGGGCAUGGCUUGGCCGUCUGAUUCGCUUGUCCUUUUCUCAUCUAUACCCCAUUUUCCUUUCUUUGCUGAAAUUGCAAUUCCUUCAUCAAGGAAGGAUGUGAUCUCUUCCGACGUAGUUUGCAUGCUUGUGUGGAAUGUAUGAGCGCAUCGGCGGUGUACUCGGUUCGCAGGAUGUAAUCGACGUGUAAGGUCAAGAGCGCAGAGUUAUCGGAAUCCAGGCGGAGCGGCUGGUCGGCGUGGUGUAUCCAGUCGUGCCCGCUUUAUCAGGUUUCCAGGCCUGGGCCGCUUGGAUGCGAAGACAGAUCUCCCCGAUCUCCAAACCGUGGGGUAUAACUCACGUAUGAAAUACGUACUCCGCGUCGCAGCUUGUUCGAGGGAUUAGUACUACUCACUGUACAUACAUACGUAAGGGGGUGUACCUGAUUUAUGUAUGUACAGCGUCGUUUAAGGAUGUGUUCGUCUCU
Messenger RNA from Thermothelomyces thermophilus ATCC 42464, 4184 nucleotides. RefSeq lists its product as uncharacterized. The record is from RefSeq and is a predicted model, not a curated record. Gene Ontology annotation, cellular component: chromatin. Gene Ontology annotation, molecular function: RNA polymerase II cis-regulatory region sequence-specific DNA binding; DNA-binding transcription factor activity, RNA polymerase II-specific; zinc ion binding. The transcript has 3 exons. NCBI's taxonomy places the organism in Eukaryota, Fungi, Ascomycota, Sordariomycetes, Sordariales, Chaetomiaceae. Bases 543 to 3497 code for a protein of 984 amino acids. Gene Ontology annotation, biological process: regulation of transcription by RNA polymerase II; DNA-templated transcription.